Trichoderma virens Gv29-8 is the source of this 186-nucleotide messenger RNA. RefSeq lists its product as uncharacterized. The transcript has a single exon. NCBI's taxonomy places the organism in Eukaryota, Fungi, Ascomycota, Sordariomycetes, Hypocreales, Hypocreaceae. The annotation marks the transcript as partial. The record is from RefSeq and is a predicted model, not a curated record.
CUAGCCCGCAAUACUAUCACGUUUAUAUUUUUAAGACGACUGGAAUAUUACCAGGGCAUCUUAAUCCUGACCACUAAUCGUUAUACAAGCUUUGAUCCAGCCUUUAAGAGCAGAAUCCAUUUUUACUUGGACUAUUCCAAUCUAUGUGUGCAUACGCGAAGGACUCUCUGGAGGAAUUUCAUGGCU